Adelges cooleyi (spruce gall adelgid) is the source of this 3414-nucleotide messenger RNA. RefSeq names its product histone deacetylase 11 (gene HDAC11). Gene Ontology annotation, molecular function: histone deacetylase activity. The transcript is spliced from 8 exons. NCBI's taxonomy places the organism in Eukaryota, Metazoa, Arthropoda, Insecta, Hemiptera, Adelgidae. The record is from RefSeq and is a predicted model, not a curated record. The coding region runs from base 297 to 1274 and encodes 325 amino acids.
GAAUAAAUUCAGUGGUUUAAUAGUUCAACACCUACCUACCUAUUUAAUUUGAAAAAUACUGAAAACUAAGUUUUAGUAUUAGUCGGUAUUCGGUUACUACAAUCAUUUAAUAUUUCACUUCACUUUUAAGUAGUGAUGGAAAUUGAUGUUAUUUUUAUGAAUAAAGAAGCUUUCUAUUAUAAUUUAGUCCUAAACUAAAUAUUUUUAAAACACCUGAAUUGUGCAAGUUUACUUUAGGAUAAUAAUAUUGAGAAGUUCUUCUUCUUAAAUAGAUAAAAUUGGAAAAAGAUUGUGCAAUGGACUCGUCAAUUAAAGUCCUCUGGCCAAUAGUUUAUCGAAACGAGUAUAAUAUUCAAUUUUUUGGGUUGGAAAAUUUACAUCCAUUUGAUUCAAAAAAGUGGGGACAUAUUUUUGAAAUUCUUAAGAAAACAAUUGGUUUGAAUGAAAGUAACAUUUAUAUUCCAAAUGAGAUUACAGAGGAAGAGUUGCUUGAAAUACAUACUAAACGCUAUCUCAGUAGUCUAAAAUGGAGUUACACAGCUGCACGUAUCUCAGAAAUUCCUGUGGUCGCUAUUCUUCCUAAUUUCUUAGUGCAAAGACAAUAUUUAAAACCUAUAAGGUUUCAAGUUGGUGGUACAAGAUUAGCCGGUAAAGUAGCUCGCAAAGAAGGUGUCGCUAUUAAUUUAGGUGGAGGUUUUCAUCAUUGUAGUAAAGAUCAAGGAGGAGGAUUUUGUCCGUAUGCAGAUAUUACCUUUGUUAUUAACGAUGCUUUAAAAGAAAACAGUUACGAUUUAGUUAUGGUCAUCGAUUUAGAUGCACAUCAGGGUAAUGGAUAUGAAAAAGACUUUAUUGGUAAUUCAAAAGUUUUUAUUAUUGAUAUUUAUAACAAAAAUAUUUACCCAAAAGAUGCCAUUGCAGAGAGGGCAAUAUCGCGUGCAGUAAAAUUAGAUAAUUUUGUACAAGAUUAUGAAUAUUUAUCUUCUUUGGAAAGCGUUUUGACGGAAUCGCUUUUGAAAGUUAAACCAAAUUUCAUUGUCUAUAAUGCAGGGACUGACGUGUUGAAAGGAGAUCAAUUAGGACUACUCUCUAUUAGUCCGCAGGGCAUAAUUGAACGAGAUGAAAUGGUUUUCAAAGUUGCCAGAGAUAACAACAUACCGUUGGUCAUGUUGACAUCGGGCGGGUAUCAAAAGACAACUGCAAAUAUCAUAGCGGCUUCAUUGCAGAAUCUUGUAAAGCUAGAACUGAUAAAACCUGUUCAAGUUGUGCAAUCAUGAUUUACCAUAUAAAUUGCAAUUCAACUUGUGUAAAUCAAAAAUCAUUAAGUCUAAUGAAAUUCAAAAAGCGGAUACGAUGAGAAAUGUUCGAGUAUUGGGAAAAUAAAUAAACGGUGAAGAGAAAAUUGAGAAUAUACUUGACCUUGAGUACCUAACUAAGAACAUAAAUGGCUUUACAAACGGUUGAUAUUAUAUUAAAGAUUGUUGAAGAAAAAAUAAAAUAAUAUAUUCACACGUGCAUUUAAGUUUAUCUCGACAACCACCGACCACCUAUCGAUCGCGUUUAUGGUGGUAGAUAGCUCUUGGUAACCUCCUGAUCAUAGAAGAGUUUGGGAAUCGAGUGCUGAAGUGGCUGAGAUCGCCCCAUAAUAUUAUUUGUAGAAUGUUGAGAUGAUGUAUAUGAUCUGGAGUAGAAAUACAAAGAAUUCAUAUAUCUAUUUACCAAAUAAUUAGAUGGCAAAUGUAGUUUUUUAAGCAAGUAUUGUAGUAGAAGAAGUUAAUUAAGUAUGAAAUAAAGUUAAAUAAAAAGCAGAGUUUUCUUUCACUAAAUUAAAUACAACUGUAUUGAGAUAUGAUGAUUUAGCUUUAUAAUUUCUAUGUUUAAAGGUCCAUUUUUGAUAAAUAAAUGAAUACAUUUGAAUCAAUAACUACAAUUAAAUGGCGUUAUGCAGAAAGCAACCAACCCACAAAAAAAAUCAAGAUACACUAGUUAAACUAAAAUCUCGAUUUUUUUUUUUGUGGGUUGGUUGCUUUUUGCAUAACGCCAUUCAAUUAUAUCUUGAAGACCCGAACGAUAUAUUUAUUCUUUAAUAUAUUAUACACAAGUUACAACCUCAAGAACCAGAUCACUGAAUUCACUAAUUGUAACUUGAAAAUUCUCAAUUCCGCAUUAGAAUCGACAAAGAUAUACAAUGUAGCCUUUGCUCUUCAGCGAAGCAGUUGAAGAAACUAUACAUUUAGUUCAGCCAAAUAAAAAUUUAGUUGGGCCAACUUAUCAGUUAUUCCAACUAAAAAUGUAUUGUGUCCUUAUAUUAACCAUAAUUUUAGUUGGACCAACUAUGUAUUUUUUCCGUGUAUGAUCUGGUAUUUAUAAUUACACAGUGCAUACUAUUAUCUUUAAACGUUACAAUAUAGUCCUUACUGGAACAACUAUCAUUGUUAACUUGGGAUUAGAGUGACCGCUCUAGUUUUUGCCUUUUUUAAAACUACAGUUUUGCCAAGAAACGAGGUAUUUUAUUUGCAUAAUUAUUUUAUGUAAAACGUCUACGGACAAAUUGUUACUUCGUUGUUCAUUAAGUAUGUAAUGAGGUUAUAGUCUGUCUAAGAAAUUUUAAUUACUUUUAGCAGCUAUUGCCAGGUAGAUGCAUCAUGCAAGUCACGGGUGGACCUGCUCGCCACUCGGCGCGCAUUAAGUCUAACCUGACUUAAUGGAAUAAUGUGUUCUCCAAAGAAUAUAAUAAAAUACUGCGUUUAGGGGGGGGGGGGGGGAAAUCGUAUUAUUUUCAUUGGGAAAGUGUCACAAUAAUAGUUAAUAGUUUCAAAAAAAUCUGAACAAUAAGAAUCAUAGGUACAACAAUAUAUUGUAUCCAAGCGGUCACUCACUUGCCACUGUGGUUUGGAGUUAUCUAGUAAUGGAUUUGAAACGAUAAAAUCACUUCCAAGAAAACCGUCCGAAUCAGUGGCUAGUAUUAGAAAAUAAUUAUACUCUUGUUGUAUGUAAUUAAACGUUUUUUAACGCUCGCAACAGAUUUGUAUUGUCGUAUAAACCAAUGCUUUGGACCGGAGCUAAAAUCAAUUCUUCGCCGAGAGAAAAUCGUAUUUCUCUCGACAAUUAAAUUAAAUUAGAUAUACCUACCCAGUCUAAUAUACAACAUUAUAAGUGAGUUUUAUCUGUAACGCGUCUGCCGGACCGCGUCGCGCCGUUCCGAGAGCUGCCGUUGAGUAUUACAAAAAACAAUUUAACGCCUGAAGAAGAUUUAAUAAAGAAGAACCACUGUGACCAAUACGUGAUCCCAUAACAGUACGUUUAAGCGUGGUAAUCCAACAAUAACAUUGUUAAGCACCAGUCCGUUUAUUGUAUGUAUCUAUGUAUAUUACAGUGAUAACUGAUAGUUUAUUGUUAAAAAUGUACUUAUAGCUA